GAUGAGCACCCCAGUCACGGGGGGCUGAGAUGAGCACCCCACCCGGGCCAGGCUGCCCGUGUCCACUCGUGUCACCCCACAAGCUGCUGACAAGGUCGGGGCAGACCCUGUGUGCUUCCAGCACUCAGGGCUGGGGCUGAUCGAGCAGGGACCCACAGCCGCUGUCACCAGGCAGGGACACGGUCCCUGCUGCCGGCGAGCCUCUCCCGGGGAUCGGGGUGCGUGGCCGCCGCUGAGUCUCCCCUCCCCUCCCCACAAGGACAUUUCGGCACGUGUCACCCCAAAGCAUCACCUGAGAGGACUCCGGGCGAGCCCCGGGGGUGCCGCGGAGCCGCUGAGGGUUCCCUCCCCUCGCCCCAAGUUGCGGGGUUCGGGCAGCCCCGGCGCGGGGGCGGCCGUGCGGGGAGGGGGAGCGCUCGGUCCCCCCGCCCAUCUCCGCGCUGAUACCCGGCACCUCCGGCAGCUGCUCCCCCCGCGCUCCCGCGGGGCCGAGGCGGGGCCGGACGCGGGGCGAGGGGCGGCGGGAGCGGGGCUGCGCCCGCCCGGCCCUGCCCGCAGCUCUGCCCGGCGAGCGGGAGGCACCGGCAGCGCGGAGGCGACGCAGCCGCAUCCAAAAUGCUUCUAGUCGGACCAGGAGAGUGGUAAUAGACCUUCUUACUAAAUUAAAUGUGCACGCUGCUCCUCAAGGCACGGUGCGGUUCAGCCCUAGUUGAUUUCCCAGCCACAGCAGUAUGGUGCCUCCAGGGAAAAAGCCAGCUGGGGAAACUUCCAAUUCCAAUAAAAAGUGUAAGCGCUAUUUCAAUGAGCACUGGAAGGAAGAAUUUACCUGGCUGGAGUUUGACUAUGAGAGGAAACUCAUGUUUUGCAUAGAGUGUCGGCAGGCACUGGUGAAGAACAAGCACGGUAAAGCGGAGAACGCCUUUACCGUGGGCACGGACAACUUCCAGCGGCACGCGCUGCUGCGGCACGUCACCUCCGGCGCGCACCGCCAGGCGCUGGCCGUCAACCGCGAGCAGCUGGCCUUUGAGAGCCGUGUCCACGGCCACCCCGAGCUGCGCUCGGUCAUCAAGGUGGAGGUGAACCCGGCCAAGGUGGCCGUCCUCACCACCGUCUACUGGAUGGCCAAGGAGGAGAUCCCGGAUGAGAAGUGCUCCUCCCUGCUCAGCUUCCAGAAGUUCAACCUGUGCCAGGCGCUGCUGGCCUCGGAGCACAGCGAGUUCUACCACCCUGGCAGCGUCAGGGAGAUGCAGGCAGCCAUUGCCAAAGUCCUCCACAACGAGGACAGGCACAGGAUCAAAGCCUCGCCGUUCAUUGGGCUGGUGGUGGACGAGACGGUGGACGUCCUGGAGCACCGCAGCCUCGCCGUGUUCACCACCACUGUCUCCCCCUGCAACGGGCAGACCUCCACCACCUUCCUGGGCAGCUUCGAGCUGCCCACCGGGGAGGCCUCCACUGUGGCAGGCAAGGUGGGCGAGGUGAUGCGCUCCUUCGGCAUCCCCACCAUGAAGCUCACCUGGCUCAGCGCCGACAGUGCCUCGCUGGUGGCCGAGCGGCUCAGCGGGGUGGGGACGGCGCUGACCUCGCUCUGCCCGCUCCUCACUGAGGUGCACUGCCUGUCCCACGGCACCUCCCUGCUGCUGGCCGAGAGCAUCAGCACCAUCGAGUACCUCCAGAAGUAUGAGACCACCGUGGAUGCGGUGUAUAGGCUCUACUCCAACUUCCAAGGGGAAGGGAAUAGCCUGCAGGAGCUGCGGAGAGUCCUGGACCUCUGUGAGAUAGACCUCGGGAGCCCCAAAGCCAUCCACUGGACUUCUAUCUUCCCAGCUGUAGAAGCCAUUGACUCCUCGUGGCCCACACUGGUGCUGCUGCUGGAGAGCCAGGCGGAGCGCUCACCCGUGGCCCGUGGCCUCUGCGAAGAGCUCAAGAAGUUCCAGUUUGUGGCCUUCACCAAGAUCCUCCUGGAUGUCCUCCCCAUCUUCCAGAAGCUCAGUCGUUUCUUCCAGAUCGAGGAUUUUGACCUCUCCAUCUUGAAGCCCAUCGUCUCGGCCACAGCCACCACUCUGCAGGCCCAGCAGAGCACCAGUGGCCAGAACCUCCGGGAGUUCCUCAGCGAGAUGAACAAGCACCCGCAGGAUGGCCGGGAGGGCGAGAGCCGCCUGUACUACAAGGGUGUUGAGCUGGCCAACUGCUCCCAAGUGCACCUGAAACACUUCGAGCACCUGAAGGACAGCUACCUGGAGAGGGUGCGGGGCAACCUGCUGGACAGGUUCCCCAGCAGCGUCCUGGAGGCCAUCAGCUCCUUCUCUGCCAUCUUCAACCCCAAGUGCUACCCCCAGUCUCUGGAGGACAUCGGCAGCUACGGGGUCAGCGAGCUGAAUUUCCUGCUGCGGGUGUACUCGCGGGUGGUGGUGAGCGAGAGGGCCCUGAACGACUUUCCCCUCUUCAAGCGCAUCGUCUUCAGCCUCAGCCAGCUCUCCUUCAAGGACCUCUGUGUCAAGCUGGUCUACAGCAGCUCUGAGAUGCAUGAACUCUUCCCAGACUUCGCCGUGCUGGCAGCUAUCGCGCUGGCCUUGCCGCUGGGCUCGGUCCUUGCUGAGAAGAUCAGCCGGGGCCGGGAGCUGCUGAAGCGCGGCCGCUCGCGCCUCGCCAAGGACGAGGGGCUCUCCGACCUCAUGAAGAUCGCCAUCGACGGGCCAGCCAUUAGCGAGUUCAACUUUGCCUUGGCCGUCGAGUACUAUGAGAGCAUGAGGGAGUCGGGGUUCAUCGUGGCGCAGGUGAAGUGAGCGUGGCUGGCGAGGCCCGAGCCCUCGGGCUGGAGCGGGGCCUGCGGGCAGCGCCCGGGGCCAGCUCAACGCCCUUUCCACGACACUGGUCACUGCUGGGGCCAGGCAAACACAGUGGAUGGUGGCCUGCUCUGUGCUGGGAAGAGAAAACAGGAUCCUUUGCAAAGCAAGGCUGGUCCCAUGACCACCUCAUGCCCCAAACCUCUGUCUGAAUCGCCCGGAAUUCAGAAUCCACCCGAGAACCCAAAUUGCAAUGAGUUUUUUUCCAAGGGUUUGUCAUCAUUUGUUUUAGGGAGAGGAAGGCAAAGCUCUUGAGCUCAAAUGUCACGUUGCCUUCGCACAAAGAUACCCAGCAGCUUUUGUUUAAUGCUCUGCAAAAAUAUGGGAUUUUUGUUAUUCUGGAGCCUGGAGAGUGAAUGCAGAAAAGGCAGCGCAUCCUCCGAGCUCUGCGCCGACCCCAAUGUGCCUGGCGGUGUCGUGUUGGUGUUCCUUGCACACAGCACAGGGUAUUUUUAGCAGUGGCAUCAAGUCAUGAUCAUUUCAAGAGCAAGAGAUUUAGGGAAUGAUGUUGUAAUGGCUGAGGGAAUAUUAACUUUAAAUGCAUCAUUGUGUACAUAUGUGUAUGUGUGUAUAUAUAUAAAUAUACAUAUAUAAAUAUCUAUAUUAAAAAGGUCUAUCUCAAUUUUCCUAAAGUUUAAAGUAUAAAGAUAUCUAAAAGGACUUUUUUUUUUUUUUUUUUUUUUGCAAGGACAGAAUAAAUUAUGAUCAGGGGUCCAAAAACAAUCAAUAACUAAUUUUUGUUCUUUCCAAAAUGUCCUCCCAUCCCCGAGUUCCCUUUGCACCCUGAGCUCUUGGCAACCUGCAGUCUGGGAGAAGUCCUUCAACACCUGCUUUCGGGGCCAACUGGAGGUGUUCAGCUCAUAUUUCUGCUCUGAAGUGUUGCUCUCUGUCCCGAGGUGAGCAGAGCUGUUGGUGCCUGCAGCAGCCUGAGGCUCAGGCCCCUCUGCCCCCAGGGCUGGGGUGCUGCUGCUGCGUUCCAGCGUGACUGGGCUUUGCUGGGUUUCACUUGGAGGGCUCUUUCUUUCACUUCAGACUGAUUCUAAUCAGCAAUAAACCCAGUGCAGCAGCAUGAAGCAUUACCUCAGUUGAAUCCUGAGCGCCGGGUCCUCUGCUGGGGCUGCCAAGAGCUGGAAAUGGGAGGAUGUAGCAGAUCUGCUGCCCCACAGUCCAGGUCUGGUUGCUCUGGGAGUCCAGUGCAGUGCAAUCUGCUUGUUACUGGUCCAGAUCCCAGAGGUGCUGGGGCUGCACUGGUGCUGCCAUCAGGGUCCAGCGUUGUGACUGGGAGCUGCUGUUCUCUGUCCAUCAGCCUUUGGCAUUGAGGAGCCUCCUGGAAACAUGCUUGGCCGGAGACAAAAGCUUUAAAGCCCUUGGUAAGGAUUUAGAGACACCAUCAAAAUUUGCUGAGAACAUCCCCCAAGCAGGAGGGAGGCUCUGUGUGAAUAAACAGCUCUGUCUCCAUCUGGCCUGGGCAGACUCUGCACCAGAUGCUCGCUGAGGCUGCGGCGUCUGUGGAGAUGGGUCCUUGGCAGACUCGUGUUGGUAUGAGAACCUGCGGCCCUGGCCCUGCCACCUUCACAGGCAGCUCUGGGAGGCUCACACAGGCAGGUGACAGAGCACAACAGUUGCACUGCUCUGCCUCACAGGGAGCAGGAGAAAAACCUGCUGGAGGUGUGUGUUCAGUGGCUGUGCAGAGUGAAGGGGUGGAGGGGUCAGCCUGACACAGUUUGGGUGAGUUUGGUUAAAUGUAGGGCUGAAAAUUCCUUUAAAUUCUGAGGGAUCCCUAUAAAAGUCACUUGUCUGUGGGACGGGAACUGGGCUGGGAAGGGGCUGAGCUCCAGGCAGAGAAUGUGCAGGCUCCAAUGUGUCUGGCUGAGCCCAGAGCUGGGGACACACAGCGCCAUGUCAGGGACAUCGUGGCUUUGACACCUCUUGGUCACGCCUGAGCUGCGCCUGUGGAACUGGGUGGGGGGCACAGAGACAACCCCCCCAAACUGCAGCAGGUGCUCAUGGCAGGAACACGUGGCUCCUGUGCUCCCCUCCUUGCAGCAGCCCCUUGGAAUGCUCGGCAGAGCCUGGAGCACGUCCUGUCCCAGGAGGAGCCGCAGUGCCAGAGCAGCAGCAUUCGCUGUGGAGGUGGGGGCUGCUCUGCCAAAGUGGGGGGAGACAGAGCAGGGGCCGGGACAAGAAGCUGAACCACUGAGGGCCUGUUCACCCACCUGCUGCCGGCCAUGCCUGUCACCUUGCCUAAGGUCGUGUCAUUCUAUACAGACCUGGGGCCCUGCCACUCUCCCAGAAGCAAAUCUCCUUAAUUGAGUGUCUAAUUAAUACCUAAAAAUACUGCCCUCAGCUGCUGCUGGAAUCUGCCCUGCAGCAAAGGUAAGGCAGGACCCACGAUGCCAUGGCCCUGUAACCUUGGAAAGGUGCCCCAAGAGAUCCUGUGGGUGCCCCAGCAGGGUGUUGUGACAUACUGGGGGGGCUUCACUGGGGUGGCCUCAACCCUCUUCCUGCUCCUUAGGGUCUUGUCUGCUUUGGGAACAAAGCCAAGUGAGAAAUAACCUGCCCAUCUGCAGGGUCUCACAGGGGUUUCUGAGCUCUCUCUAACUGCCUGGUCUAUCCCAGUCCGGAAAUGUGUUUAAUCUACAAAUUUGAGCUCAAGGAUGUGCCAAAAAGGUUGACAUAUCUUCUCUGUUCCUUCGGUGGGCAGCAGCUGCUGCAGGUGGUGGCCGAUGCUGGGAGUCUGUGUCCCCUCAGCGCUCGUCCUGCGCCUGCCCAGUGCAGGAGCUGCUCCCCAGGGAGUGCUCCCUUCUGCCCAAGCCCUAGCUGAGCUGCAGCAUCCCUUCUUGUAGUCACUGAUUUUGGGGAUCAGGUGAUCGCCCACCUCUUGUUCCCCCCAGAUAUA
Molecule: messenger RNA, 5742 nt
Organism: Motacilla alba alba
Lineage: Eukaryota; Metazoa; Chordata; Aves; Passeriformes; Motacillidae
Gene: C27H17orf113
Product: chromosome 27 C17orf113 homolog
Exons: 3
Coding region: 732-2783 (683 amino acids)
Source: RefSeq, a predicted model, not a curated record